Styela clava is the source of this 635-nucleotide messenger RNA. The record is from RefSeq and is a predicted model, not a curated record. NCBI's taxonomy places the organism in Eukaryota, Metazoa, Chordata, Ascidiacea, Stolidobranchia, Styelidae.
GGAACAGCUACGAGCAGAAAUGAACGAAACCAUGAAUGAAUGGCUAGAAAGUACAACAGCGAAAUCAGAAGAACAAACAACCAUGAUUCCCGCAGUGGUUGCGACUAUUCCCCCUGGGUUCGCUGAACGAGAUAUUGUGCGCUAUGGCGGAAGAAUAUUUAUACCUUUAGCAUCUGUGGAGGUCCGAAAAGCAUCAGCAGUCGCCAAAUGCCAACAGAUAGGUGGGAAACUGGCAAAUAUAUACAGCCAAGUUCAUAUGGACAAGGUCAUAGCAUACAUACGUAACAACAAGAUGAAUGGGAAAGGACAUAAAGGAUUUUGGCUUGGCAUGACAUACGACCCCAUCAAUGGGAUUCUACUUUUCCGCAACGGAACUGUGACAUCACUCAGCGGUUUGAAAUUUUACACUGGAUAUCCACAAAAUGGACGGCAACAUUCAACCCGUACGAACGUGUAUGUCAUGACUACAGAAAGUUUGGCAAGCGUAUAUCAAUACAUUUUCAACCAGGUAGAACAGAGCAGAUACGUUUUGUGUGAAAUUUGAAACUUGUGGCAAAAUAUCAAAUGAAAAACUUGAGCAAAAAUGACUCUUACUUACUUUUGCAAAAAGACAAGCGAGAUUCUUGCUUAAUUCU